AUGUGGCAUUUGCACACCGGUGAAUAUACGAGUAUGAUCGGACAGUCAGGCUAUUACAACACAGCGGACAGGGCGUUGAGAGAUCUGAUGUCCAAUCUCUCCCCCCCAUACCUUGUUGGAGGAGAUUUCAAUAGUCGGCAUGCCACCUGGGGCAAUUUCACGAACAACAUGGGUGAAAUUGUUGCCAGAUGGGCUGCUGAUCAUGAAAUGGCGCCGCUUAAUGACGGGUCUAAAACUCGAUUCAGCCCAAUCCAGAAAAAUCAAGACACCGCCAUUGAUAUCACCUUUGCUUCAACAGCCAUCAUCAUAGACGCUCGAUACCACGAACGACCGGAAACACAGCCUCGAAAUAUGCACCAUGGUGGACCGAAGAAAUCGGCACACUCAUUGAAAAUCGUAAAGAAAAGUGGAAACUUCUUCGAAGAACCGCCAAAACGUCUAGUAUUUGAACAAAGUUUCACUGCUAGUAACUAUUCGGAAACAUUAGAAGAGAGAAACUACCAACCACCGCCUUCCAUCCCUGAAAAUGAAAACAUGGACAAAGACUUCUCUGGAACAGAACUGACAAUCGCUCUCAGCAAAUGUGCUGAAGCUUUCGCUAUUGAUGUAGCGGUCAAAAGAGCCAAUGAACCAACUGUGAUCUACACCGACUCGGCAAGUGUGCUAACAGCUUUAGAAUCUGGAACCAAGCAUCCGAUCAUCCAAAACAUCAUCUAUCAAAAAAAUCUGAAAAACGUUACGAUGGUCUGGAUUCCAAGUCACGUUGGUAUUCAGGGCAACGAAGAGGCUGAUCGACUUGCGAACUUAGAAAGAAAUGAAAGUAGAUACGCUAUAAAUAUUCCAAAAGCGGACGCGCUAAAGUGGAUCAAGAGAAUGUUGAAACUGCAACACGAACGAAACUGGAACAAUCAGCUUAAUAUAAAACUGCGAGAAAUAAAAUCGACAACGGAAAAAUGGAAGGAUAUAAACAACAAAAAAGAGCAGAAGGUCCUUACCAGGUUGAGGAACGGUCACACCAGGAUGACCCACAAACAUCUGAUGGAGGGAACGGAAACACCAGUGUGCGAUGCGUGUGGUGUUCAACUGAUGGUAAAGCACAUAAUUAUGGAGUGCCUGAAAUACAACGACAGAAGACAAGUGCUGCCGGAAGGCAGCCUGGCGGAAAAACUUGAAAACAUUCGUUCCAAGGAGAAGAAAGUGAUACAAUUUUUAAAACAGUGUAACCUUUUUAAUGAGAUCUAA
Molecule: messenger RNA, 1242 nt
Organism: Uranotaenia lowii
Lineage: Eukaryota; Metazoa; Arthropoda; Insecta; Diptera; Culicidae
Exons: 5
Coding region: 1-1242 (413 amino acids)
Molecular function (GO): nucleic acid binding; RNA-DNA hybrid ribonuclease activity
Source: RefSeq, a predicted model, not a curated record